CACUGGCACUGGCGCUGGCACUGGCACUGGCAGUCCGGUAAAGUCAGCAAAAGUCGACAAACAUUAUUUACGGAGUAUAGUUACGUGUAAUUGCGCGCUUUAAAUUUGACGUUUCUUAUUGCAUUUUCGAAUUAAUUUAAAAUCAUAAGGUUUGAAUACAAAUUUGAGUGCGAAUAUCAAACAACGGUGAAAACUAAGUUGAAAGUGCGUUGUGCAGGGUUGUAGAAUAUCAUCAAUUUUGUAGCGCAAAAGUGGUGUGGGAAAAGGCGCCGAAAAGUAACGUCUAGCCAGACAAUUUCAAUUGCAAAUCUAUAUAUAUGUAUAGAUAUAUACACACAUAACAUAUACUGGUGAAUACAUAGAACACGUGUCUAUUUGCGAAAUUUUAGAAUUUGCAAAGAGUGUGUUUGUGCGGACUAAAAGAAUAAAUACCACCAAAAUAAAUAAGUAAAAAGCAAUUUGCAUAAAAAUUUCAAACAUUUCGUUCCACAAAAAUGUCUGUACCCGUUGCUAUCAAGACAGAGGAAGUCAUUCUGGAAAGCACCGAAUACAACAGCACAGAGGAAUUGGACGAGGAGCUACAAUUACAAUUAGAAGAUUCUGGGGGUGAAUAUAUCCAGUAUCAGACGGAGGAAUCGGAAAUACCACAACGUCAGCGUCACACCAAUUCCGACAUGAAUACAAGUAGUUCAUCAACAAAGAGUGGCAGAGGAGAGGGUGGUACUUCAUCAAACAAUAAUAUCACUAAUAACGGUGGCAACAAAAACCUUCUGGAGAGUGAGAAACGUAUGCGACGAGAAAUUGCCAAUAGCAACGAACGACGACGAAUGCAAAGCAUCAAUGCCGGUUUCCAGAAUCUACGCUCGCUCCUACCACGCCACGAAGGCGACAAGUUGAGUAAGGCUGCGAUUUUACAACAAACCUCCCAAUACAUCUACGAAUUAGAAAACCAGAAGACACAGCUCUUAAACCAAAAUAGUCAAUUGAAGCGUCAACUCGGUUUGCAUGAAUCGAAUACAGCAAGUGGCUCAGCUACCGGGGCAGGAGAAAAUUCAACAACUGGUAGUUCUGGAGAUUCGUUAAACAAUAAGGGCGGAGCCAUAAAAAAACGCAAACUCACUGACAACAUAAUCAGCAUUCAGACGAUAAGUGAUUCCUCCGAUGAAGGCUUAGGUUCGAUGUCACCGGAACCGACGACACUUCUGAAUGCGAGUGGCGGCAAUGUCAAUGCGAAAAGCCAGGUAAUCAUUGCACAUAAUGUCGCCACCUCUAAGGAAUUGAGCGAAAUGAAGAAACAACUGGAAAAAGAACGGCGCAUGCGCACCAUGCUGGAAGAGGAACUGCAAAUGAUAAAGCGGCAGUUAUAUUCGGUGGCCACGGCGCCUCCAGCCUCCACAUCUACAUACAUUCCACGUGAAGUGAUCGAACACACAGAUAAUUUGGUGCGCGAAUCCAUAGAUGAGUUGCCAACUGGAACUGUUUCCUAUGUUGAAAUAGAUGAAAUGACCGGUCAAAGGCAAGUGGUUGUUUGCUCGAGUAUUGAAGAGUUGGAGAGUGAAGCUGCAGCGGCAGCAGCAGAAAUAAUCACAGAGGACCACGUACAGGAGGAGGUUAUUCUAUCCUCAACGUCGUCAACAGAAUCUGAACAAGAGGUUAAUGCUAUUGCCAAGGCGUAUGCUGAAGGCUCAUCGCCGUCAGCGGCUGUCUUACAGCCAAUAUUGCAAGCCGCCAUCAAAGCAACGCCAAAAGUGGAAGUAGAACGCAUACAGGAGAUCAUCAAAGUAAAAACGGAAAAGAUAGACCAACACAGCGGCUUGACACGUUCGCGCCAGAAUCUAGAAACCAUCGUGGAGGCAAUAAGACACUUAGAAGGUGACCAUCUAUUCGCCGAUGGCAGUGAGCAAAAAUUGCAUCAACAUCAGCAGAAUCAAAGAGCAGCACAAGAAGCUCCUCUGGCGCUAACAACAAAAGUGCAGCAUGCGCAGCGAGCUACAUUGGCGGAGUUGCGCCCUUACCUGCAAAUCAAGGGCAAUAAGCAAGUAACUAUCGUGCAGCAACAAAGCCAGCCGAAGGAUAAUGGAGCAGGAAGCAUUGGCGCCACCACUGUGAUGCCCACCGCCAUUUAUAAAGUGCAAACCACAACCGCGGGAACGAGUAAUGUGGGCACAGGACAAGGGGCGCAACAGGUGACGAUCACAACAACGGCCCUAAAGCAGGUUAGACCAGGUGUCAUUGUUGCCAAGCAGCUGUCUUGAUUGCAUUCAGCUGCAACAGUGUCGCCAACCGCAAAUAUAGCAACUACUGAAAUAGAGGUGAUUGGAAGUUCCGCUAGCGUGAGGCCAGAGACGGCAGCAUCAGCAGCGACAACAGCAGUAUCAAUUGACUGUUUCCAAAAGAAAAAUGAAUUCGAAGAAAAAAUGUCACAAUUGGAAUCGUCGUCAAAAAUUCCAAUUCCAACUACUCUGGUCACCAAACUAGUGGGUGUUAGAGGAAAACUUGCAAAUAAAGGGGCAAAAUUUGUUUCUAAUGAAAAUAAUAAUGCCACUUUAAAUAUAAAUGUAAUGGUCGAUAAAAAUUUUGCCACCAACAGAUCAAUCCAUAAUAUGAUAUAUUCGCAACCGACAAAGCCGAGAACAUUAGAAAAAUGUACAAAGACUGCUCAUAAUACCAAAUUUACCGUUUCAUCAACAACGGCUACCAACAAACUCACUGCUGUGGUUAUUUCGCCGCCGGCUGGAGUGGCGGCAAAAUCUGCAAAAUGCUAUCGCAAUUUGGUCUCUUCAAAAGGAAACACUGCUGCUGGAAAGUUGAAAGUAGCUGAAACUGCUCCUAAACUAUUUACUAAUACUACAACUACAAAUACUACUACUACUUUAAAGAUGAAUAGUAAUAAGAAACAUAAUACUUGUAACGAUAAUAUAACUAACUUUAAUUCUUGUAAUAUUUUACCUAAGUUAAUAAAACAUCAUCAAGCAGAAAAUCUUGAUGUUGCCAAUA
This is a messenger RNA of Anastrepha ludens (Mexican fruit fly), 2997 nucleotides long. RefSeq names its product helix-loop-helix protein 11 (gene crp). Gene Ontology annotation, biological process: regulation of transcription by RNA polymerase II. The transcript is spliced from 3 exons. Gene Ontology annotation, cellular component: nucleus. The record is from RefSeq and is a predicted model, not a curated record. NCBI's taxonomy places the organism in Eukaryota, Metazoa, Arthropoda, Insecta, Diptera, Tephritidae. Gene Ontology annotation, molecular function: DNA-binding transcription factor activity, RNA polymerase II-specific; protein dimerization activity; RNA polymerase II cis-regulatory region sequence-specific DNA binding. Bases 495 to 2255 code for a protein of 586 amino acids.